ACACAACGUUCCAGCAACUUAUUGGUCCGGACGUCAGGCUGCACUUCCUAUCUAAACCAAACUGUUCGAAAAUUUAACUCCACAAAGUUCUGAGCUACUUCUGGAGUUUAGCAGGCUAGAGGAGAUAAGGUGUCUUUAGGUGUCGUUGGCGUAGUGGAAAACACAGCAGGAGAUAUUCAUUGGAACACUAGUCUUGUUUAUAUUUUGGGUAUUUUUGACCCUAUCCUGGAAAAAAAGAAAAACAAAAUUCAAAGACGUUUUUGCUCGUCCAACAAUCCAUUCGGGAAUCUACGACGAGAAGAAAAAACAAAAGGAAACAACGUUUUUCGUGUUCUCUCCUUAACUGUAUCAAUCUCAAAACUAAAAGUUUUGAUUGAAAAACCUAUGUUUUCCUUCAUGAAGCUAUAUUACUUUAUCGUCACUUGGAUAACCUGGUAUAACAUUUUCUGAUUCUCGGCACAUUUAUUUCAUCUCUUGAUUCGAGAUGCGGGAAUAUAUUUAAAAUAUUGGAUAAAUAUACAUUUAGAAAGUGAAUCGUAUUUAUAAGAUUUUCAUAAACCGAAAGGUGAUUAAGAAUGUGCAAGUAAUGCAUUAAAUACAUUAUGGAUACUAUGGCAACCUUGGCAAAUCCUUUUCAUCAAAGUUCUAACGAUUCUAACCUAACGGACACUGGUAUGAUGAAUGACGUUUUCGGACCUGAUUACCAUCGAACCGUUCGGAUUGUUAUCAUUGCAGUAAUGAUAGUUAUUUCGUUAUUUGGAAAUACGGUAGUUUGUUGGCAACUUCUCGUUUCUCGAUGGCGUCGCCAUUCGAAACCUAAAGUACUCUUCCUUAACCUUGCUGUUGCUGAUCUAUUAGUUACCACGGUGACCAUGACAUCUCAAAUAGUGUGGGAAAUAAUGGGAAGAUUAUGGAUAGCUGGUGAUGUCUUCUGUCGCUUCUUCAAGUUGCUUCAGACAUUUGCACUUGUUUCAUCUACCUAUAUGUUAGUGAGUAUUGCCCUGGAUCGUUAUUAUGCCAUAAUACACCCUCUAAGGCCACAUUUUCCUAAAUGGAAGCUUGCCUUGAUGGCCUGGGUGACCUCUCUACUUCCUUCACUUCCAAAUGUUUACAUUUUUCGUGAAGUUCAAAUUGGUGAGAACCAGUGCUUCUGUAGUUCCCUCUUCUAUACUGGGGAGUAUCCGCAGUUUCAUCGCCAGCUCUACAUGGCUUUUGUAUUUUUAACUGUCUUCAUAAUUCCAUUUUGCCUAUUGGUAGCACUUUACUCACGUAUUUUACUAGAAAUAUGGCGUCAGUCGUCAUCCAUGAAGAAAUGUCAGCAGACAGUGUCGUCACUUCCCCGUGCAAAAAUUAAAACGUUGAAGAUGACGAUGGCUAUCUUUGUUGCCUUCAUGGUAACAAAUCUUCCUUACGUCAUCCAGGAAAUGGUACUGGCCUUCGGAAAUCCAGAAAGCUUGAACAAGAAUAUAGUAGCGUUAUUUGGUGUUAUCUCAGCCAGUAAUAGCGCCAUCAAUCCUUAUAUAUACUUGACCUUUCAUUCCAAACUUGGUGCGUGGAAUCGGUUCACCUCAUGUUUGAAAACUGUUAAAAAUAGCAGCGUAUCCAGAAUCCAAACUUGGCAUUCGAGACUUUCGUACAGAAACACCUCCAUUACAAGUCACAGUACUCGGAAUUCUACCAAUGUUUUCAAUGUACCUCAUAAAACAGAAUCUGAAACAAUACAGCUUACAGUUAUAGCAAACUACAGUCCACCGACUAAAAAUGCAAAGCUUGUGUAAACAAUAAUAUUGUAUCAUUCAAUUAAAUAUGAAUUAGUGGACACAAUACACACUAACGGAUAUGUAUAUUCGUAUGUAUUUUGAUUCUGUUCUGUACGGGCUUCUC
Molecule: messenger RNA, 1884 nt
Organism: Limulus polyphemus (Atlantic horseshoe crab)
Lineage: Eukaryota; Metazoa; Arthropoda; Merostomata; Xiphosura; Limulidae
Product: cardioacceleratory peptide receptor-like
Exons: 3
Coding region: 603-1778 (391 amino acids)
Biological process (GO): G protein-coupled receptor signaling pathway
Cellular component (GO): membrane
Molecular function (GO): G protein-coupled receptor activity; peptide binding
Source: RefSeq, a predicted model, not a curated record